AUGAGCAAGAGUGGAGGCACAGAGAGCUCAAAGACCCUAGGACAGGAGCCCAGCUGGAAGCCCCUGUGGGGUGGCUCACCACAGUACGACUUGGUCUGCUUUGAGAAGUGCUCCCGCUAUGGGAUGCCCCUGGAGGCUGGGGGCACAGGGGACGACCUGCACUCCUUGGAGAACUCCCUCAGCUACCCACAGCUCUAUGGCAAAUACACAGAGCAGAUAACUGACUUUACCGAGAAGGAAGCUGCAAAAGUACUGAAUAGGAAGCAGGCCCAAGAGAGCAAUGAAAGACCCCGGAAACGUGAGAGCCAAGUGGAGAUCAAAGAGGAGCACUAUUCCAAAUGUCAAGACUGUGCCUGGCGCAUCCAGAAGUAUGUUACCAAGAAGCUGGGAGAGGAUUGGAUCUUCUUGGUUCUGUUGGGUCUGGUCAUGGCGUUGGUGAGCUGGGGAAUGGAUUAUGCCAGUGCGAAGAGCCUACAGGCCUACAAGUGGAUGUACAGAAAGGUGCAGCCAAGUGUUCCCCUGCAGUACCUGGUGUGGGUCUCCUUCCCACUUGCUCUUAUUCUGUUUGCGGCCCUCUUCUGCCACCUCAUCUCUCCGCAGGCUGUUGGAUCUGGGAUCCCAGAGCUCAAGACCAUUAUGAGGGGAGUCGUCCUCAAGGAGUAUCUCACUCCCAAGGCUUUUGUGGCCAAAGUUGUAGCCCUCACAGCUGGGCUUGGAAGUGGCAUGCCUGUGGGGAAAGAGGGCCCUUUUGUGCAUAUUGCCAGCAUCUGUGCUGCAGUGCUCAGCAAGUUCAUGUCAAUCUUCUGUGGUGUCUAUGAGCAGCCAUACUAUUACACCGAUGUCCUGACUGUGGGUUGUGCUGUGGGGGUCGGCUGCUGCUUUGGGACACCACUUGGAGGGGUCCUUUUCAGCAUUGAGGUCACAUCCACUUACUUUGCUGUCCGCAAUUACUGGAGAGGUUUCUUUGCAGCUACCUUCAGUGCGUUCAUUUUCCGAGUCCUUGCUGUUUGGAACAAAGAUGCAGAUACCAUCACAGCCCUCUUCAGAACAAACUUUCGCAUGGAUUUCCCCUUUGAUCUGCAGGAGCUGCCAGCCUUUGCUGUGAUAGGGAUUUGCUCUGGAUUCCUUGGAGCGUUUUUUGUUUAUUUCAAUCGCCAGGUGGUUCUCUGCAUCCGACGUCACACAGCACUGAGCCAGUUCCUCACCAAACACCGCCUCAUUUACCCUGGGGUUAUUACCUUCCUUAUAGCAAGUACGACUUUUCCUCCUGGAUUUGGGCAGUUCAUGGCAGGAGAGUUGAUGCCACGGGAAGCCAUCAGCACUCUCUUUGAUAACUAUACCUGGGCAAGGUACACAGGGGACACUCAGAUCCUGGGGAAAUCUGCUGCCUGGAUCCAUCCUAAAGUCAGUGUCUUCAUCACCAUCCUGCUCUUCUUCCUUGUGAAGUUCUGCAUGUCUGUCAUUGCUACCACGAUGCCAAUCCCUUGUGGAGGCUUCAUGCCUGUUUUUGUUAUUGGUGCUGCGUUUGGGCGCCUCGUUGGGGAAAUCAUGGCCUCGCUUUUUCCCAAUGGGAUCCUCUUUGAUGGAAUCCUUUAUCAGAUCUUACCUGGAGGCUAUGCCGUCAUUGGUGCAGCAGCUUUGACAGGAGCAGUGAGCCACACUGUCUCCACUGCUGUGAUCUGCUUCGAGCUGACAGGGCAGAUCUCUCACAUCCUCCCCAUGAUGGUGGCUGUCAUUCUUGCCAACAUGGUGGCCCAGAGUCUGCAGCCCAGCCUCUAUGAUAGCAUUAUCCAGGUGAAGAAGUUGCCUUACCUGCCAGACCUGGGCUGGAAUCACAUAAGCAAAUACAAUAUCUUUGUUGAGGAUAUUAUGGUCCAGGAUGUGAAAUUUGUCUCCUCCAACUGUAAUUACCGAGACUUGCAAACUCUACUUCAAAGCACCACUGCUAAGACACUACCUUUAGUGGACUCACCAGACACCAUGAUCCUGCUGGGGUCUGUGGAGCGCUCUGAGCUGCAGGCUCUCCUCCAGAGACAUCUGAGCCCAGAACGCCGACGGCUCCUCACCAGAGAAAUGCAGCACAAGGCUGAGGCAGCUGACGAUGGGCACAGCAAGGGAGUGUGGGCAGCUCUGCCAAAGCUGAACCAUGAAUCUUUUGCUUAUGUUGAUGAGGAUGAGGAUACAGAUGAGAAGGGAGAGCUACCUCAGUCCUUGAGUCCCACCCCUAGUUACCCAGAGGAGCACAAUGGCCUGGCAAGUCCUCUUAAACAAAUGUCUGAAACUUUGGAGCCACAGCAACGUCCAGGCAAUUUCAGGCGUUUGAGACAACUGAUCCAGCAGCUCUUCUGCCGUUACAGCCUUCCACAUGACACAGAGAAUGCUGUCCAGGAGCCCAUGGAAGACAUGGACACAAUGAGGCCAGAAGAGAUAGAUGCCUGGGAGCAGCAGGAGCUGAGCAAGAAUGUGAGCUUCGACAGCUGUCACAUAGACCCUUGCCCUUUUCAGCUGGUGGAAGGAACUUCCCUGCACAAGACACAUACAUUGUUCUCCUUGCUGGGCCUCAGCUGUGCCUAUGUAACCAGUAUGGGGAAGCUGAGGGGAGUGUUGGCUUUGGAAGAGCUCCAGAAGGCCAUAGAAGGCUCCACAAGUUCCGGGGUCCGCCUGCGCCCGCCCCUGGCCAGUUUCCGCGACACCAAGCGGCCCUCGGUCAGCACCGCGCAGGGCCGGAGGGACGCGCGGGCGUGGAGCCAGCAAGACAACGACGCUGUGGCAGCACAGCAGGCAGCAGACGUGGGCACAGAGAGCCCCCUGCCUGCCUGCUCGGACACCCCCCAGCCCUCACACUUGCGUGAAGAGGGGGAAGUCCUGUCUUCCACUUAUACUACUGAUACCGAGUUGGAAGAGAUGGAGCUGACUGGGCCAGCUGCUGAAAACAUCUCAGACAUCCUCAAGGAUAUAAGCUUACGCUCCACUGACCUGGAUGAGGAUGAAGAUGAUGAGGAUGUCCGCUUAUAG
Molecule: messenger RNA, 3015 nt
Organism: Indicator indicator
Lineage: Eukaryota; Metazoa; Chordata; Aves; Piciformes; Indicatoridae
Gene: CLCN1
Product: chloride voltage-gated channel 1
Exons: 23
Coding region: 1-3015 (1004 amino acids)
Biological process (GO): chloride transport; transmembrane transport
Cellular component (GO): membrane
Molecular function (GO): voltage-gated chloride channel activity
Source: RefSeq, a predicted model, not a curated record